AUGUUUGGACUAAGGAGAUCAAUGGCCACUGCGGCCUCACAAGCUUCUCUGUCUCUGAAGCAGGCGGGCAAGGUCGUCUGCAUUGGCCGCAACUAUGCGGAUCACAUUGCAGAACUGGCAAACGCAAAGCCUAAGAAGCCCUUUUUCUUCCUCAAGCCUCCUUCGUCCAUCGUGUUGCCCGGCGAGGGCCCGUGUCUGCAGCCCAAGGGCGUGGACAUGCACUUUGAGGUUGAGUUGGCGCUCAUCAUUGGGUCGGUGGUGAAGAAUCUGCACCCGGAGGAUGAGAAGGGAGCGUUGGAUGCCAUCAAGGCAUACGCCAUCGCCAUCGACAUGACAGCCCGCAACGUCCAAAACGAGGCAAAGAAAAAGGGCCUCCCCUGGGACAUUGCCAAGGGCUUCGACACCUUCCUGCCCAUGAGCAACGUCAUCCCCAAGUCCGCCAUUUCCGACCCGCACGACGCCGAGCUGUUCCUCGAGGUCAACGGCCAGCCGCGGCAGCGCGGGUCCACGGGCCUGAUGAUUUAUCGGAUUCCGCGCAUCGUGAGUGACAUCUCGCGCGUCAUGACGCUGCUGCCGGGCGACGUGGUGCUGACGGGCACGCCGGCGGGGGUUGGGCCUGUGGUGCCGGGGGAUGUGAUGAGGGCUGGUGUGAGGGUUGAUGGGAGGGAGGUUGAGGAGGGGAGGAUUGAGGUUCCUGUGGAGCUGUCGGGGAGUGCGUAUGAGUUUUCGGAGACGUGA
Molecule: messenger RNA, 738 nt
Organism: Trichoderma breve
Lineage: Eukaryota; Fungi; Ascomycota; Sordariomycetes; Hypocreales; Hypocreaceae
Product: fumarylacetoacetate (FAA) hydrolase family domain-containing protein
Exons: 3
Coding region: 1-738 (245 amino acids)
Cellular component (GO): mitochondrion
Molecular function (GO): acetylpyruvate hydrolase activity
Source: RefSeq, a predicted model, not a curated record